UCCAAAAACAACUGGACUGGAAAAUAGAAAAUAUGCUAAUUAUUCUUCCCAUUUAAUCAGAUAAAGACUGAAGAUCAAACAUUUGAUACUAAUGUUUUUCCUUCAGCCUUAUUUACUUAUGGUCUGAUGCAAAUCAGUAGUUCUUGAAUAAUCAAAUCAAAAGUCAGAAUAAUUUUCCUGAAGUUCCUGUUUUUCAGUGAUAAAACACAGAAACUGUUUCCUGAGUUCAGUCUUGGUUCCUGCAGAGGAAGAGGAGACGUUCUUCGCUGCUGGAUCUUCAUCUUAAAUCAUCGGCUGCAGUUUCUGAUUUUCUCUGAGCGUUUUCAGCCGUCAGUGAUGAAUAUCAACAUCCUGGGGACCAAAGUCCAUGUGCUCCUGGUGUUUGUUGGGGCUCUGUGUGUCCUGCUGCUGUUUGGGUGCAUUGGGGUAAUCUCUUGGGGCAGCUGGAAAAUGAACCAACAGGAUGAAGCUGUGGCUGAUUUAAAGAAUCUUACUGAACAUCUGAAGACUGAAAAUGAAAAAUCACAGAAAGAAACUGAGAAACUAAACCAGACAAUCCAGUUAAUCCAGAAAUUCAAGGCCUUCCUGUUCAAUGAACACUGCAAUGACAAAGAGUGUCUGCUGUGUCAGACAGGUUGGAUCUUCUUCAGUGAAUCAUGUUACUUUAUCAGUGAUGUUUCUUUGACCUGGGAUCAGAGUCGUGCGUUCUGUCAGUUAAAAUCUGCUGAUCUGAUUGUUAUUAAUAAUCAGCAGGAACAGGAAUUCAUUUAUUACAACAUAAACACAAACACAGACUACUGGUUGGGGCUACGGAAUAAUGGGAGCAACUGGGUUUGGAUUGACGGUCGUAUCGACACACUUGGGUUCUGGAGCGGGAAUAACAAUUAUGAUUCAUAUGCACUCAUAUAUCGAACUGGGGAUCCCAGAGUGAGCUGGUUCUCAGUAGCAAACACAGACCCAUACUCAUUCCGCCCCCUCUGUGAGCAGAAAGCCUUCAAAGUGUCUCUUAAUUAACUCUGUUGCUGUUUCCUCCUUUUUCUGCUGCAGUUUUUCCAGAUUAACAGAUUAGAGACAAAUCAGAUUUUCUGUUUCAUCUUUACCAUGAAUAUCUUUAGUUUUUACUUCUGUUGCCUUUUACUGUUUAUUCAGUACAGAUGAUGUUUUCACCUCUAUAAAUAUAUUUACUUUAGCAAAAAAAUCUCCAAGAACUCAAAAUGACUAAAAUGAUUAAUUUCACUCAUUAUAAUCUGAUCUAAGUUUUGAUAUUUUUCCACAUUGUAAAUAUGCUUCAUUAGAGUGUGAUUAUUUGGUUGAUUUUAUUUACUGAUACUGGAAAUUAAUAUUCAUUAAAUACACUAUUGAAGUUUGUGUGGUCAAAAAUCCUCCCCCUCAAAGAUUGGCUGUUCUUUACUAUAAUCAUGUUUGAUUCAGUCAAUAUCAAUAUAUUUUAUUAAUUUAGUAAAACAAUUAAUCAAAGUGUCAUUAAAGGUGCAGAAACCCACCAGAUGAAGGAUUUAAAAAAGAUUUUCAGAAAAUUAAAACAGAUUAUAUUUGAUUCAUUGAAACAUUAAAUGAAAAUGAUUGAAAUAUUUUUUUUAUCCUACAAGUGAAUUCCUUCAAUGAAAGUUUGAUUUUUAUAGAUUUUUAUCUUGACUUGAUUUUAGUUACAGUUAGAAACAUUGUUUUUAUGUUUGGGUUUUGUAAAAAGUGUAAACUUUGUUUUAUUCUUAAACAACAAUAUAAUCUUUGGCCUGGAUUGCAAAAUCAAAACCAGAAAUGGUAAUGGCAAAAUUAUGCAAAUACAACCGUUCAUAGAUCAAUAAACUUUAGAUUCUAAUGAAUAUUUAACACUGCAACUGGAAGACAUUUAAAUAUUCAAACAAAACAAUAAAUAAAACAGAGACGUCCAAAAAUUGUCCCUGAAAUAAAAGGUUGAGACGAAAGCAGCAGAUGAAACGUCUGUCAUCCUGUUUUUGGUAGAAAGAGAGAAAGAAAAGAGAAAAACAAUAAAUCAUGCAGUUGGAAAUUAUUGAACUCAUUUUUAUUUACUGUGCAUUUCAUUGAUUUAUUGCAUCAGGCCAAUUUGUAAAGAGAAAAUAUUUUAGAUGAAUUCUUUAUUCUAGUUGUUUCCCUUUGCUAAUGUUGCACCAGAAUUUCCUCUGUGGGACAAUAAAGGAUAUUUUUUCUUCUUCAUGUAAUAUAUUUUUUAUUUAAUACUUUAAUCAAACUUUUCUGUAUAGAAAACUUUUGCCUUUAUAUUUAAAAUCUGAAAAAUUGGAUUUCAUGGGGUCUUUGACUAUUUACUAAAAUGUUUUUGUGUUUUCUGUCACUACAUGAUUGUAAUUAGUUGAUAGUUAAUAUUUUUGCCUGCUGCUGAUUGAGCUUCAUGAUAAUAUUGUUUAUCUACAAAUAAAGUGAAAUGCUGA
Xiphophorus couchianus (Monterrey platyfish) is the source of this 2426-nucleotide messenger RNA. RefSeq names its product C-type lectin domain family 4 member C-like. The coding region runs from base 337 to 1014 and encodes 225 amino acids. The record is from RefSeq and is a predicted model, not a curated record. NCBI's taxonomy places the organism in Eukaryota, Metazoa, Chordata, Actinopteri, Cyprinodontiformes, Poeciliidae. The transcript has 6 exons.